This is a messenger RNA of Vigna umbellata (rice bean), 1503 nucleotides long. RefSeq names its product gibberellin 2-beta-dioxygenase 8-like. The record is from RefSeq and is a predicted model, not a curated record. Lineage: Eukaryota; Viridiplantae; Streptophyta; Magnoliopsida; Fabales; Fabaceae.
UGAAUUUGGCAGUGUGAAAGAGAAGAUAUAAGAAUAAAGUAAAUGAAUGGAUCUGUCUGAAGAAAAAGACAUGAAGCUUUGCUUUGUCUCCAAAGUGUAAAGCGUUUUGAUCGAAGGCGAAAUAAACAGAAAAGUAGAAAGCAACCAAAAAUCACCUGUCUUUAUCCGUUUGUGGUGUUCAUCAGAGAAACCCUCCACUCGUUUACUUUUUCUUUUGACAUCCCCUUCUCACCUUUUCUAUCAGAAUGGAUUCCGUUUCGGACCCACCCUUUCAUGAAGCAUACAAGAUCCUAUAUGACAAGACCCGAAACACCAUUCAAGAGAAUAAUGGGUUUGAUAGCGAUCUCCUGGUGGCUGCCGAGGAAUGCGAGCUUCCGGUCAUCGAUCUCAGCCGCUUGGAGGACAGUGACGAGACUGUGAGAGAAGAGUGCAAGUCCCACAUUGCUAGGGCUUCAAAAGAGUGGGGUUUCUUCCAGGUGGUGAACCAUGGUAUUUCCAGUCAUAUUUUCAGCAGGUUGAGAUGUGAGCAAGAGAAAGUCUUCAGGCAACCCUUUGAAAAGAAGACCAAAGAAGACAAGUUCUUGAACUUCUCCGCCGGAAGUUACCGUUGGGGAGCCCCCACUGCCACAUGCAUUAGACAGUUAUCUUGGUCGGAAGCGUUUCAUAUUCCUCUUACCGAUAUACUAGGAUCAUCUGGAUCAAACUCUCUCAGUUGGACAAUUGAACAGUUUGCUACAACAGUUUCGAGGCUUGCACAAACAUUAGCCGACAUACUGGCGGAGAAAAUGGGUCACAGGACAAGUUUCUUUAAGGAGAAUUGUUUGCCCAACACAUGCUAUCUUCGACUGAAUCGAUAUCCCCCGUGCCCUACAGCUUUUGGGAUUCACGGUCUGAUGCCACACACCGAUAGUGACUUUCUCACCAUACUACAUCAGGAUCAGGUUGGGGGUUUGCAGUUGGUCAAAGACAGAAAAUGGAUCGCAGUUAAACCAAACCCCGAUGCUCUUAUAAUCAACAUCGGCGACUUGUUCCAGGCAUGGAGCAACGGAGUGUACAAGAGCGUUGAGCAUCGCGUUAUGACGAACCCGAAACUAGAGAGGUUCUCCAUGGCGUAUUUCUUGUGCCCUUCAAACGACACCGUGAUAGAGAGUUGCAGAGAGCCGUCUAUUUACAGGAAAUUCAGCUUUCGUGAGUAUAGAAAACAAGUUCGGGAUGAUGUUCAGAAGCUGGGUUCCAAAAUAGGCCUGCCCAGAUUUCUCACACACGAAGGAAGUUCCAACAUAUAGGAAGCACGUAAUCAUGAAUGAUUAUGAAAGAUAUUGUAGGUUACGUUACUGAAUAUAAGAGUGAAGAAGGUUGAAGAGAGGGAGAUGAAUGUAGGUUUGCGUUAGCAAUAAAAAUUUUGCAGAGUGUGUCAGCAUGGUAGCUGGUUUCAGUCUCCAUGUUUGAUGCUGUCUCAUUAUGUCUGCUACCUGUAAUAUAUAUACCACAAUUACAAUUUCU